This is a messenger RNA of Ceraceosorus bombacis, 1706 nucleotides long. Lineage: Eukaryota; Fungi; Basidiomycota; Exobasidiomycetes; Ceraceosorales; Ceraceosoraceae. The record is from the annotation of a GenBank genome assembly.
AUGCAAUUCCCGCAGCCCCAAGUGCCAGGCCAGGACGGCCAAGGCGGCUACCAGCAUCAAGCACCUUACCUACCCGCCGGAUCUAACGCCCCGUACCCACCUCCAACUGCCCCCAGCGGUGGCUAUCCAUCUUACGCUCCUCCUUCCUAUGACCAACCUGGUCAGUCACAAAGCUCCCGCCCACCUCCCCGAGCUCCUCAAAGGCGCACGACGAUCGACGAUCGUGGGCCCGUCAAUAUCGACCCUACGACCAAGCCGGCCCCUUCUACCGACGAAGACUCAGCCGUAGACGCAUCGCUUGGGAAGCUGGAGCUCGAGGCUUCUCAAUAUGUCAAACCUCCAGCUUACUUUAGUGGCAAGACUGUUUUCGAUGAUGGCAUUUUCAGGUCCGUCGAUGCUGCUGGCAAGUGGCCGCCGACGACGAACGGAGAAGCUCUGGAGCCGACGUUGAAAUCUUGGUUGACGCAGAUGGGCGAGCACCUCAAGCACAAUCCGCAACACAUCUACACGCUCACGCACAAGGACGUAUUUGCUCUGAAGGACUCUGACCUGUUAGAUUACAAGCUUUUGGUCCAGAUGGGUCUUCGCAGCUGGUACACUGCAUUCUUUCACGAAGAAGAGCGCAAAAAGUGGCAGAAUCAGCUCGAGGAGUUGCAAGCCGAGACACUUCCUCGUGUCGAGGGCCAGAGCGAUGAGCUGAAUCAAGACGCUCUGGAUUGGAACAGCUGGAACAUGGCCUUCAGAUACUCUUUUAGUGCCAAGUUUAAAGGUGGAAAGGGGGUAGACUUGUUCAAAGGCUCGCCAAUCUCGGAAAUGGGCAAACCUUUGUGGAAGUGGAAGCAGAAAGACUUUGCCGCAAGGGAACAAGAAGGAGAGAAGAGAGAGGUUCAGAUGGUGUUUCGAAGAGAAACGCUACGAGACGAGCUGAAGUUUCCGUGGAAGGGCAAGCAGUAUGUUUGGGAGUCCAAUCAGCAUCACGUGAGUUGCUCAGAUGCUCCUCUUCCAGCGCCGCAAGAGGCUGAAAGGAAGGCAUAUCGUGCAUACAAGCGCUCUUUUGCAGGAGCUAGGUGGGACGCUACGACCAUCGGCUUGUACGAGGAGAGUCCUCGUAGACUGUGAGUGGAUUGCAACCAAUUGCAUAUUUGUAUGCCUCUGAAGCGCUUUGCAUCCGUUAGGGUGGGCUGGUUCCGGUUCCUGGAAGAAAAGGCUGCUCGCGAGAAGGACUACACCCUAGAUAUACUUGACCCUACAUUGGACCAAGCCAUUGUGUUUGUCACAUUUUCGGCGUGAGUCGUCAAUUCUGAUUUCAGACUGUGUGAAGCUCUUUGGUGCUGAGCCACAGCACCACUUUCGCUUCACAGAUUCUGGCGUCAGGCGUGGGAAUGGAUGACACAUGGCUACGCUACCUCAACUGUCACUGCCACGCUUCCCACUUAUAAGAAGUUGUUGGAUGAUCCUGGAGCCAAGCAUACUGUGAGUGCGACCGGCCUCGGUAUCGAGCUAGCUAUUUGCUCGCUUUUCAAUCCUACUCAAAGCGCUCACUCGGAUCAACGACACUUCUUCGUGCCUAGUACGGCAUCUUGACGCUGGAGAAGUACCACGAGGCGGAGGAGAUUGCAAAGCAGGAAUCCUUGCCAUCGAAGCAAGGCGAUAACGGAGCUGCGGCCAUCAAUGCCGUGACAGCGUCUAUCGUAUCCAGCUUCUGA